Messenger RNA from Spirodela intermedia, 141 nucleotides. The record is from the annotation of a GenBank genome assembly. Lineage: Eukaryota; Viridiplantae; Streptophyta; Magnoliopsida; Alismatales; Araceae.
AUGAAUAAAUCAGUCAAUCGAAUCACGGGAAGCUUCAUGGAUCACUACCCCCCUUCUUCCUGCGCCAAAGAUCUUGCCUUUUCCGACGGAACAGCAGCUACAUCUCGUUUCAACAUCCAUUCAAGAGUUCCAUGCCCAUGA